Pseudo-nitzschia multistriata is the source of this 1251-nucleotide messenger RNA. Lineage: Eukaryota; Bacillariophyta; Bacillariophyceae; Bacillariales; Bacillariaceae. The record is from the annotation of a GenBank genome assembly.
GGUGCCACACCACCCGAUCCACCUCCCUCUCAMCCCGUCGUUGUCUAUGAAAGGCUUCCCGCCCGCCCACCCGAUAUUGGUGCUUCUCUCGAUGUCCUCGUCGCCCAAGAAACAGCCGCCAUCGCCAUUGCCAUCCCCGUUGCAUCCGUGCGCCUGCUCGGUCUUUGUGGCAACCAGCAGCGACGGAUACAUCGCCGACAGGGACCACAAGGUCGAUUGGCUCAACGACCUCCGGGAAUCCCACCCGCUGCCGGAGGGAGACGACGGCGGGUUCGCGGACUUUCUCGAGAGCGUGGACGCCAUCGUCAUGGGCCGGGUCACAUCACCUACGACGCCGUUCUGGGAUUCGUAGAGAGCGGGGUGGCUCCCGGGUGGCCCUACCAGAACAAGCCCCUGUACGUCUUCACGCGGACGCCCGGGGCCGUUCGGCCUCCCCCARGGGAGGUCCUYKCCGGAAGGGGCAGCAAUGCCCGCGUUCGGGCGGUCUCGGGGGACCCGGCCUCCGUCCUGGCCACCGUGGCCGGGGAGGCGGAAGGAUCUCCGGCAAGAACCGCCGUGACACGCGUCUGCGUCUACGUCGACGGCGGGAGGUGCAUCCGAUCCUUUCUCGACGCCGGGCUCGUCACCUCGGCAACCAUUACAAGGGUCCCGGUGACGCUCGGCGACGGCGUGCCCCUCUUUUCGGAGGAGCAGGCCAGCAGGCUCCGAGAAACGAGAUCGGUGACCCUGGCGAACGGAUUCGUCCAGACCACGUUCGAGGUGGUAUAGACCAAGCCAAAGCAGACCAAAGCAAAGCAAAACGAAAGUCCUGGCGAAUGGCUUACGGCCCAAAGCAAUGCGAACAAUGCGAACAAUUCCAGCAAAAACCACAAACCAAUGCCGGAUGCAAAUUCACUACAAGACAAAGAGAUACUACGCAGCAGUAUCCGUGGGGUACUCGUCAGGGAAUCAAGGAAGUAGUGCGAUUCCAUCUCUCUGACUUUGAGCACGACCGACGAGGGUGAUCGCAGGAACAGCAAACGGAAAAGUGGGCAUCGUAUUGAACAGGGCACGUACUACGAGUGACAACGUGGUCGAAAGAAGCAGGAACACACAAUUUCACGUUGAGACUUUCUCAUUGAACCACUGGCGUGCCGUAUGAUGGAUAUUUUUCCGAAGAAUUUGGAAUCGCAUGACAGCAAGCAACGAAAGGAAAAAAAGAGGUCUUCAGGGAAGUCAUCGAGACGUUAUGAUUAAAAGAAUCGCAUUCAU